UUAGUGAGAGAGAGAGGGGUGUGUGUGUCAAGAGGAUCUCCAUUGAAAUGGAGUGCUUCAGUGUUUUUGUUCAGUUGAUGUUGGUAAGCGUUGCCUCUGCUGGGAUAAAUGGAAUACAUUGGACAUAUACAGGUACGUAUUUAUUCAUUUGACUUUUAGUUAUCUAUAGUUUUUUUUUUUUUUUUUGGACACCAAAUCCCAGAAAGACCACAAAGUCUUGAAACUCAUUAAAACAAAUUUUCUUAAUUUCAAUGAAUUAUUAAUUUAUUAAAGAUGAUUAACUUUACUUUAAAUGAUGAAGAGAAAGAGUUUGAGAACUGAAGUUUGCAAUGUGUUAUUGCUGUUUAAAUCAGUGCUCAUGAUGACAAACAAGAACCAAACAUGAUGAUCAGGCACUGUCUGUGAUUAUAGCUGUGGAAAAUACUAGGUCAUUAUCAUAUUGUGUCAUGUCUGAGCUCUUCUGCCUGUCAUUUGGUUUGUGAUGCAGAGUUUCCUGUACUGCCUCUCUUACAAACCACCAGUCAGACAUUUGUGUUUAGAGGUUUUGUGAUUACACCAAGGUGCUGUGAAGGUCUGCCUACAAGGAGAACAGAGGCACUUUAUGCAGAACUGUCUGCUUGGACUAUAGCCGGAGGCGUGGGCAGCCAGUGAAAACGUUGGGCCAAGUUUACGUUGUUGCACUGUUCAUUAUCUUCGUUUAUCGUCCACCUGCGGCGUUCUGUUUCUCCCUGCGUCAGAAGGGGCCCUGGACCAGGUGCACUGGGCAGAGCAGUAUCCUGCGUGCGGCGGCCGGAGACAGUCCCCGAUUGACAUCCAGCGGCGGAGCGUGCGACACAACCCCCGCAUGCUGAAGCUCGAGCUCUCCGGAUAUGAUGCUCAGAGGGGCAACUUCCUCAUGAAAAACAACGGACACUCAGGUAAAAAGUAGCGUGGGAUGAUGUCUGAAAUAACAAAACAAAAACAAACAUUUUUCCCACUUCAUAUUCCCAGUGUAACUUUAUUUUUAAUCACAUUUUAGUCUAUACUGUUUUAUUAUAUUGAAUGAACAGUCUAUACGUUUUGAAACAUUUUUGGCAACAGUAACAUCUUAAAAAGUUUAUCUAAAUUAGUUAGGAUUGUUACCUUUAGCAUAAUCUCAAUGGGACUACUCAAAAUGUCUUCCUGUGUGGUUCGGUUGGUAGAGCAGGGUCCUUGCAAAAACAAUAAAUGUGGGUUUGAUUCCCGCUGGGGCCACCCGCAUGUAUGCACGCUCGACUUGCUUUUGGAUAAAAGCUGUCCACUAAAUGACUUACGUUAUAAUUGUUAAAAUGCCUUCUUGUGUUGGGCAGUUCAAAUCGUCCUCCCUCCCAGCAUGGUGAUCACCAAGGGUCUCCCUGGGCGCUACACGGCCGUCCAGAUGCACCUCCACUGGGGCGGCUGGGACCUGGAGGAGAGCGGGGCAGAACACACCCUGGAUGGCAUCAGAUACAUGGCAGAGGUGGGGGGCUAGUGCUACACGUACGCUACGCCAUAAAACCUUCAGGUUUCUGAAUGAUUUAAAACAGCACAGCAAAUAGAAGGUGGGCUUGACUAUAGUGGGCCUUAACAGCAGCCUUUGUGCCAUCAUAAUAAUAUAAUAAUAAUAAUAAUAAUAAUAAUAUAAUAAUAAUAAUAAUAUUGCCAUCAUGACACAAGGAGUUGACCUGAUAGCACAAACAGAUCUGGGACCAGGCUACCGCGACCUCAACAGUGCAUCUCAGUAAUACUGAUCUGGGACCAGGCUACCGCGACCUCAACAGUGCGUCUCAGUAAUACUGAUCUGGGACCAGGCUACCGCGACCUCAACAGUGCAUCUCAGUAAUACUGAUCUGGGACCAGGCUACCGCGACCUCAACAGUGUAUCUCAGUAAUACUGAUCUGGGACCAGGCUACCGCGACCUCAACAGUGCAUCUCAGUAAUACUGAUCUGGGACCAGGCUACCGCGACCUCAACAGUGCAUCUCAGUAAUACUGAUCUGGGACCAGGCUACCGCGACCUCAACAGUGUAUCUCAGUACUACUGAUCUGGACAUAGUUGUUUAAAGAUUUUAAUACUGUACUCGUUAUAUCCAUACAACAGUCACAAGUCCAGCAUAGCAAAUAUAUUCAAUUUAUUUGGUUUUCAUGUUCUUGGUGGACCAUAGAGCCUGUACUUAAGUUAUCCUCUUGGUUCCUGGAGGAACAUAGGGCCUGUACUAAAGUUAUCCUCUUGGUUCCUGGAGGAACAUAGGGCCAGUACUUAAGUUAUCCUCUUGGUUCCUGGAGGAACAUAGGGCCAGUACUUAAGUUAUCCUCUUGGUUCCUGGAGGAACAUAGGGCCAGUACUUAAGUUAUCCUCUUGGUUCCUGGAGGAAUAUAGGGACUGUACUAAAGUUUUCGAACGGUGACGGUCUUGGGCUGAUUUCUCACCCUCUAGCCAUGACAAGCGGAUCUUCUUGAGUUGUUGUAUGGAUAAUGUAUAGAUUAGUUUGAAUCAGAUGUACACUCGGAUUUUCACAAACUGAAUUAUUGCUGCAUAUAUAUUGUAUAUGGUGGUUUCCCUUCCAACAGGUUUGUCAACUGGAGCAACUUGCAGCUUACAAUUAUGAUAAACAAUGAGGGGUGGACUGGCCGUAGGGCAGUUAGGGCAAACGGCAGAUUGGCUGGUCCAUUUGUAGCCUAGUGGGCCUGUCUAAACUGGGUUUUUUUUGUGCAAAAUGAUCAUUAUUUAGCUAAUAAUGUGGGCCUCGAGGGAAAAAAUGGGCCUGUGUGUUAGAAAUGUCUGGGCAGAUUUCAGGUCCCAGUUCGUCUCUGUGAAAAAUAACUCCUGUAUUUGUCUUCUUUGUCCUCUGUGUUUCAGCUCCACGUUGUUCAUUAUAACUCUGAUAAGUACAAGAGCUUUCAAGAGGCCAGUGACAAGCCUGACGGACUGGCAGUUCUAGCCUUCUUCUACGAGGUGAGAUCUGGUUCUCCAUCUUCUUCUGUUACUUAUCAUUAUUAUUAUUAUUAUUUUGGUCCCACUUUAAAUGGCAUUCAGCUUUAUAAAGGCUUCACAAAGCCUUCAUAAUGCCUUCAUAAGCACUACAUACAUGUGUUACAAAGCAUCUAUAACCGUGUGUCAUGCUUUAUAAAGGGUUCAUAAAUGUGGCAUAACUGUGUGACAUAAUCACCAAUGUCAAAUGUGUCAUAACCCACUGUCGAAUAUGAUAUAAACAUGUGCUUUAUAAAGGAUGACAUGUUGUGGCGCAGUGGUCUAAGGCACUGCAUCGCAGUGCUAGCUGUGCCACUAGAGAUCCUGGUUCGAAUCCAGGCUGUCUGUCGUAGCCGGCCGCGACCGGGAGAUGCAUGGGGCGGCGCACAAUUGGCCCAGCGUCGUCCAGGGUAGGGUAGGGAAUGGCCGGCAGGGAUGUAGCUCAGUUGGUAGAGCAUGGCGUUUGCAACGCCAGGGUUGAGGGUUCGAUUCCCACGGGGGUAUGAAAAAAUAAAUAAUGAUAAUAAUAAUAAUAAUAAUAAUAAUAAGUAUGCACUCACUAACUGUAAGUCGCGUCUGCUAAAUGACUAAAAUGAAAAAAUGUAAAAAAUAUAGUGAAAUCAUGUUAGUCACACCAAACCUAAUGUCAUUCCCAGACACUUCCACCCAAAUGCGCUGAAGGUCUGGUGGACCAACUCAUCAAACUUGGGCUUCAUUAGUUAGGGUUUGGUUUAAAAUCACAUUUUAAUAAGAUAAAUUGUGCAAAUAGAAUGGGCGGGGUUUAGCCAUAAUUACAUUAAUGACUUUGUGGCUGUGUUAACUACAUGUACAUUUUAGUCAUUUAGGAGACGCUCUUAUCCAGAGCGACUUACAGUUAGUGAGUGCAUACAUUAUUUAAAAAAAUAAAAUAAAAUCAUACUGGCCCCCCCGUGGGAAACGAACCCACAACCCUGGCGUUGCAAACGCCAUGCUCUACCAACUGAGCUACAUCCGGGGGAAUGACGACCAGGGGAAUGUUUUUGCUAGCAAAGGACAUAGCCUGAUGACAAAUACUUUAUUCAGUAAGGUCACAGUAAGGUCACUCUCAUAGAAUCAGGUUGGACUACUCCAAAUCAUCUUGGUUCUGACACACAUAAAAAAAUACGCAAGCUUUGCAGGUCCAUCAACCCAUUUAAAUACCUCUCACACCCUACAGUAACCUGUGGACCAUGAGAGAACCGUCAUAAAUCAGCAGAACGUUAAUAACCUGUUUAUUGACACUUCGCGUCGUGUCCUGUAACACUUAGUUUGAAGUGAGACACCUUUGGUCAUUCAUAACACAUCCAUAAAGGCUUAAUGAUGUAAACACAAAUGUAUUAACGUUUAGGGAAUUUUCACUAACUGUUAAAACAAAAUAAACAUUAAAGACGUGUUUUAACCAUACAAUUCCUUUGAUUUUGACAUUUUUUAAAACAAUACAAAUACAUGAAGUUUCAAAAAGUCCAGCAAUGUACUUACAUUGAACAUCACACAGGGCUGUGAAUAGUGCAGCUUGACGCUGAGCGGGUGGAUGAAUGGUUCUUUCCUCUCUGACUGCCGGGGGUCCUAGCUGGCUAGCUAGCAAUUGCUGUGAAGUCCCCAAAAUUAUUUGAAAUAACGAUUGAGGUAGCUAUGUAAUCCAGCUAUGUAAUCCAGCUCAACACGUAACUAGAUUAAUUGAAAUUACAAUAAAUAAAAGUUAAUUUACUAGUUUUUUUGCUGUUCAGUGGCACCACAAUGGGCAUUUGACACUUGUGGGGGUCGUAGAGCAAAACAGAUAACACCAUCAUGUUUGUGAGGGUCUCCCCUUUCCAUAGCGUGGUCAUAAUAGUUCAAACCGUUCGGAUGCUACAGACAUUUCAUGAGAAGACCAAUUUUCGAGAUGUCUCAUGGUCUGUUUAUCUCUCCUGUGGCCAUGUAGCCAGUCUGUUUAUCUCUCCUGUAGUCAUGUAGCCAGUCUGUUUAUCUCUCCUGUGGCCAUGUAGCCAGUCUGUUUAUCUCUCCUGUAGUCAUGUAGCCAGUCUGUUUAUCUCUCCUGUAGUCAUGUAGCCAGUCUGUUUAUCUCUCCUGUAGUCAUGUUGCCAGUCUGUUUAUCUCUCCUGUGGCCAUGUAGCCAGUCUGUUUAUCUCUCCUGUGGCCAUGUUGCCAGUCUGUUUAUCUCUCCUGUAGUCAUGUAGCCAGUCUGUUUAUCUCUCCUGUGGCCAUGUAGCCAGUCUGUGUAUCUCCCCUGUAGCCAUGUUGCCAUCCUUCCUCUGCUUUAGCCAAUGUGUGGUUGUUUUGCCUCAUUUUGGCAAGGAGACCAUGAUGUAUCCUAGGAAUGCAGAAUCCAUCACAUACCUGUUUGUGUGUUUGUGUUUUUUCCGUUAUAGGACGGACAUUUUGAGAACACCUACUACAGCGAUUUCAUCAACAACCUGGAAAAAGUCAAGUACGCAGGUGAUUUUGGUUUUCUUUAGAAUAUUACUGAAUCUAUCUACAUUAAUAACAUUAUUACUGAAUCUAUCUACUUUAAUAAAUGUAUUACUGAAUCUAUCUAUGUUAAUAACAUUAUUACUGAAUCUAUCUACAUUAUUAACAGUAUUACUGAAUCUUACUGAUCUAUUAUUUACUUAACACUUUUUUAAACAUUUCUUAUAAACUGCAUUGUUGGUUAAGGGCUUGUAAGUAAGCAUUUCACUGUAAGGUCUACACCUGUUGUAUUCGGUGCAUGUGGCAAAUAAAAUUUGAUCUGAUUUAUCUACAUUAAUAACAGUAUUACUGAAUCUAUCUACAUUAAUAACAGUAUUACUGAAACGAUCUACAUUAAUAACAGUAUUACUGAAUCUAUCUACAUUAUUAACAGUAUUACUGAAUCUAUCUACAUUAAUAACAGUAUUACUGAAUCUAUCUACAUUAAUAACAGUAUUACUGAAUCUAUCUAUAUUAAUAACAGUAUUACUGAAUCUAUCUACAUUGAUAACAGUAUUACUGAAUCUAUCUACAUUAAUAACAGUAUUACUGAAUCUAUCUACAUUAAUAGCAGUAUUACUGAAACUAUCUACAUUAUUAACAGUAUUACUGAAUCUAUCUACAUUGAUAACAGUAUUACUGAAUCUAUCUACAUUGAUAACAGUAUUACUGAAUCUAUCUACAUUGAUAACAGUAUUACUGAAUCUAUCUACAUUGAUAACAGUAUUACUGAAUCUAUCUACAUUGAUAACAGUAUUACUGAAUCUAUCUACAUUAAUAACAGUAUUACUGAAUCUAUCUACAUUGAUAACAGUAUUACUGAAUCUAUCUACAUUAAUAACAGUAUUACUGAAUCUAUCUACAUUGAUAACAGUAUUACUGAAUCUAUCUACAUUGAUAACAGUAUUACUGAAUCUAUCUACAUUGAUAACAGUAUUCACAGCUCAUUUUCUCUCUUCACCUGUUGGGUUGUUGUACAGGCCAGUCCAUGAACAUAUCUACCCUCAACGUGCGUUCCAUGCUGCCCGAGAACCUGAACCAUUUCUUCAGAUACCAGGGCUCUCUCACCACCCCUCCAUGUUACGAGAGCAUCCUGUGGACCGUGUUCGACACGCCCAUCACUCUCUCUCACAACCAGGUACUAUACCCAUCACCCUCUCUCACAACCAGGUACUAUACCCAUCACCCUUUUCUCACAACCAGGUAACCCUGCUCUCUCUCUCUCACAAACCUGCUGAUGUGUGAAAUUAACUUUUCAAUUCUCCAAAACUGUGAAGUGAACUCUGCAGCAAGCCUCCAUGAAAAGCAUAUAAACAGCCCUGCGAAAGAUUAAAUCAUUAAUUCAUCCAUUUAUUCAUCCAUUCAUUCAUUCGAUUGAUUGAUUGAUUCAUUCAUUCUCCUCUCCUCUUCCACUCCUUCUCCUCUGCUCUGCUCUCCUCUCCCCCCUGUCCAGAUCAGGAAGUUGGAAAGCACUCUGAUGGACAUGGACAAUAUGACCCUGUGGAAUGAUUACCGCAUGGCCCAACCUCUCAACGACCGCGUGGUCGAGUCCUCCUUCUUGCCUGGCCUGGGGAAAGGCAGUAUGUAUACAGAACCUGCUCUUAGGGAUUCAAUAGAUGAACUAAAACAGAGCAAAUAUGAUCAUAUGUCUAUGUAGAUACAGGUCCUGCUGUAUAUGAUAGGAAAUGGAUCAACUGGUUGUCCUAAUAAUGCUGUAGCCUCCAUUUGAAAAGGCAGUAUGUACAAACUCCAAGCAUUGAUUAUGCAAGAAUGGGCUGCCAUCAGUCAGGAUGUGGCCCAGAAGUUAAUUGACAGCAUGCCAGGGCGGAUUGCAGAGGUCUUGAAAAAGAUGGGUCAACACUGCAAAUGUUGACUCUUUGGAUAAACUUAAUGUAAUUGUCAAUAAAAUCCUUUGACACUUAUGGAAUGCUUGUAAUUAUACUUCAGUAUACCAUAGUAACAUCUGACAAAAAAUAUCUAAAAACACUGAAGCAGCAAACUUUGUGAAGACCAAUACUUGUGUCGUUCUCAAAACUUUUGACCAACGACUGUAUCUUCAGUUGCUCCGUGUUCGUGCGCCGUGCUUUGAAAGCGAGGUAAACAGCAUCUUGGUCUCUUAAAUGUCACAUUUACGUAUACAGGACCUGCUGCGUGUGCUAGGGAAAGGAAUGGAUACAUUCUACUCUUAAGCAGGAAUGCUGAGAGCUAGAUAGCUCUGUGCAUUAAAGCCAAUGGUUGUAGAUAUAUCUCAUACUGAUGCUCAACCAUUGUAUUUAAUUAAAGUGGAUUUCUAAGAACUGAUUUAGAUUAUGCUCAAUAUGGAACCCAUCAGAGAGGAAUCAGGGACUUUCUCAGACCAUCUUCACUUUCUUUCUCUCUCUCUCUCUCUCUCUCUCUCUCUCUCUCUCUCUCUCUCUCUCUCUCUCUCUCUCUCUCUCUCUCUCUCCACUCAGUGUUCUGUCGCCAAGAUGAAAUAGAAUCAAAGCUUUUGAAGAUUGAGGGUCUGAUUACUUCUCUUGGAAAACACAUACAUUCAAGUAAGAGUUUUUCACUUUUUACCUUUAAAAGUAUAGUCAUGAGUUGAAGGUUUAAGUGAACUGACUCUUGGAACUGUUUUUGUUAAAGAAGGUGGAAUUGGGGACGUAAGGCCUUCCAAACAUGGUGAGUAGUUAGGUAGGGAGAACCCCAUCCGCUACGAGUUGCUCCUAUAUAUUAUGUGUAAUAACAACACUGUGUUAUUACAAUGUAGUUACAAUAGUAGUUACAAUAGUAGUUACAAUAGUAGUUACAAUAGUAGUUACAAUAGCAGUUACAGUAGCAGUUACAAUAAUAGUUACAAUAAUAGUUACAAUAGUAGUUACAAUAGUAGUUACAAUAGUAGUUACAAUAAUAGUUACAAUAAUAGUUACAAUAGUAGUUACAAUAGUAGUUACAAUAGUAGUUACAAUAGUAGUUACAAUAAUAGUUACAAUAAUAGUUACAAUAGUAGUUACAGUAGAAGUUACAAUAAUAGUUACAAUAAUAGUUACAAUAGUAGUUACAAUAGUAGUUACAAUGAUAGUUACAAUAAUAGUUACAAUAGUAGUUACAGUAGCAGUUACAAUAAUAGUUACAAUAGUAGUUACAAUAGUAGUUACAAUAGUAGUUACAAUAAUAGUUACAAUAGUAGUUACAAUGAUAGUUACAAUAAUAGUUACAAUAGUAGUUACAGUAGCAGUUACAAUAAUAGUUACAAUAGUAGUUACAAUAGUAGUUACAAUAGUAGUUACAAUAAUAGUUACAAUAGUAGUUACAAUAGUAGUUACAAUAAUAGUUACAAUAAUAGUUACAAUAGUAGUUACAAUAGUAGUUACAAUAGUAGUUACAAUAAUAGUUACAAUAGUAGUUACAAUAAUAGUUACAAUAAUAGUUACAAUAGUAGUUACAAUAGUAGUUACAAUAGCAGUUACAAUAGUAGUUACAAUAGUAGUUACAAUAAUAGUUACAAUAGUAGUUACAAUAAUAGUUACAAUAGUAGUUACAAUAGUAGUUACAAUAGUAGUUACAAUAGCAGUUACAGUAGCAGUUACAAUAAUAGUUACAAUAAUAGUUACAAUAGUAGUUACAAUAGUAGUUACAAUAGUAGUUACAAUAGUAGUUACAAUAAUAGUUACAAUAAUAGUUACAAUAGUAGUUACAGUAGCAGUUCGAACAUUACUACACAGGUAUGUGUAAUGUAUAGGGUAACACUUUACAUUAAGUUGUUAUUUUAUUAUUUCUAUUUAGAUUACUUAUAUUUAGAGAAUGAUUGUUUAUUAGUUGUAUAGCAUUCUGUCUUCUGUGUCGGAUGUUAACCCUAUCCCUCCUGUCCCCCUAUAGAGCCCAGAGCGAUGUCUCCCCUGGUGCUCCACUUCCCAGAGAGGAACUCAGAGAGUUAUGCCCUGGCCCACCUAACUCACCCCAUGGACCUGCACUCCUUCACCGCCUGCAUGCACCUGAGGACGCGCUCUGGAGGGAUACACACUGUCCUGUCAUACUCCAGCCAGGGCAACGACAACGAACUGAUGAUCACCAUGGGAUAUGAGGUGGGUGGGGAGGAGGGAGGAGGGAGGAAGGAGGAGGGAGGAGGGAGGAGGGAGGAGGGAGGAGGGAGGAGGGAGGAGGGAGGAGGGAUUAGGGAGGAGGGAGGAGGGAGGAGGGAGGAGGGAGGAAGGAUGAGGGAGGAGGGAGGAAGGAGGAGGGAGGAAGGAGGAGGAGGGAGGAGGGAGGAGGAGGGAGGAGGGAGGAGGGAGGAAGGAGGAGGGAUUAGGGAGGAGGGAGGAGGGAGGAGGGAGGAAGGAUGAGGGAUGAGGGAGGAGGGAGGAGGGAGGAGGGAGGAGGGAGGAGGGAGGAGGGAGGAGGGAGGAGGGAGGAGGGAUGAGGGAGGAGGGAGGAGGGAGGAGGGAGGAGGAGAGGAGAGAGGAAGGAGGAAGGAUGAGGGAUGAGGGAGGAAGGAGGAGGGAGGAGGGAUGAGGGAGGAGGGAGGAGGGAGGAGGGAGGAAGGAGGAGGGAGGAGGGAUGGAAGGAGGAGGGACAAGGGAGGAGGGAUGAGGGAGGAGGGAUGGAAGGUGGCGGGACGAGGGAGGAGGGAUGAGGGAGGAGGGAUGGAAGGUGGAGGGAGGAGGAAUGAGGGAUGGAAGGAGGAGGGAGGAGGAGGGGAUGAGGGAUGAGGGAGGAGGGAUGGAAGGUGGAGGGAUGAGGGAGGAGGGAGGAGGGAGGAGGGAGGAGGGAGGAGGGAUGGAAGGAUGUGGGGAGGAGGGGAGGGAUGGGGGAGGAGGAGGGAGGAGGGAGGAGGAGGGAGGGAUGAGGGAGGAGGAGGGAGGGAUGAGGGAGGAUGGAAAAGUCAUAAAGUCUUAUUUAUAUUUGUCAUGUGAUCCAUCCAGGUGGGUCUGUGGAUCGGCAACGAGUUUGUCAACCUGCCCCACAACUUCCACUCCCAUGACUGGGCCAACUACUGUGUCACCUGGUCGUCCCACUCCGGGGGGGCUGAGCUGUGGAUCAACGGGCUGGUGGGGGAGGAGCAGUACCUCCGGGGGGGCUACACGAUCAGCCCAGCAGGGGUCUUCAUCCUGGGCAAGGAACAGGACGGCUUCCUGGGGAUCUCUGACACGGGCGCCUUCGUGGGUCAGAUGACGGAUGUCAACGUGUGGGACUAUGUUUUGAGCUCGGCUGAGAUCCAGGAACAGAUGUCCUGUGACACCACCUCUCCGAAGGGGAGCGUGUUCAGCUGGGGGGUCACUCAUCUGAGUCUCUAUGGAGGGGUGCAGCUGGAGACAGACUACAGGUGUCAC
Molecule: messenger RNA, 10743 nt
Organism: Coregonus sp. 'balchen'
Lineage: Eukaryota; Metazoa; Chordata; Actinopteri; Salmoniformes; Salmonidae
Source: the annotation of a GenBank genome assembly